AUGAAGUCGAGUGAGCCAAGCAACAACAACAACCUGUUCUUCCUUGCGGUGAGCAAAAAUAAAGCCACCGUUUAUGAAUACGACGUUAGCUUUAGCAGCUCCAUAAUUGGCGAUAUAGAACAGGAGAUCAAGCGAAGUGAAGAGGAUGGCGUGACGCCAAAUGAAAGUACCAAGCGGGAAUGCACAGAUGUGAAGGAAAAGACUAGCAGCAAUGGAAUGAUACCCUCAACACAAGUAAAAAAAACAGGACACAAAUUCAAUAACGAUUUUGUAAUCAAUCGUGGCAUUCGCAUUUACAAGCAAUAUGAUGAUGUGGAGCUAGCUGCUUGUACAAACGAUUAUAAAAAAAUAAUUCUCGUGAGGAAGGCAAACUUGAACGUUGCGGAAGUCAUAGACCUACAGGGUGAAACGAAUAAAGCAGCCUUCCAAAUCAAGGCCAAGACACCGAUAAAGGCAGUGAGUAGCAGCCCCAAGGAUACCCAUCUGGUUCUCUACUGCCAGUACAAGCCGGAGGUGUCACCACACAAUUUAUUCGUGUAUAAAAUUGGCGAAGGGGCUGCAAAGAAGAAGAAGAAAAAAAAGAAGAGUGAUUCUAGUGGUAAGGGUAGUCAAAGUGCGGAUGGAGAAACAGCCAAAAAGGUUUGCAAAGGGGGGGGUGUGAAGACGACGGGGCAGGGAGGCAACAUCGAGGAGGAGAGCGACGAUGAUGAGGAAGGAAGCGGACAGCGGGAUAACAAGGAUGAGACGCCCGUACGUGCAGAUACGCUAAAAAGCUACAGCAGCAAAGUGUGGCCAUUCUACAAGUGGAGCGAGAGCGAGUCCAUGUGUAUAAUCCGCAUCAACAACACCAUUUACAUUUAUAAGGAAAACAAUUUUGCAAGUUACAUAAAUAAAAUGACCCUAGAGAAUCUUGAAUAUGUUGAUGUAUCCCCUGAGCAAGGUGGUAAUAAAAAAGGAGGAGUGCUGAUCGCGACGUAUGAACGAGGAAGUAAGGGCAAGCCAUCUGUCUUCAAAAUUUUCAGCGCUUCCAACCUAGAGAGCCAUAUUUACUCCAAGUCCUUUUUCAACUCGGACGAAAUGAAACUCAAGUGGAAUAAAAAUGCAAGUGCAGUGUUGUUAAAUGUACACACACAGGUCGAUAAGGAGAAGCAAUAUUAUUAUGGCUUAAGCAAUUUAUUUUUUAUUGAAACCAAUAAGUUUAGCGAGGUGAAUAUAAUGACCGACCGUGGACAAAUAUAUGACUUCAUCUGGUCGUAUAACCAGAAUAAAUUUUAUGUAUGUAAAGGAGACAUACCUGCUGAAAUCGUUAUGUACGAUAAAUGCGCCAAUGUAGCUCACUCAUUUGGAAGACACAAAUUUAACACGUUAAAAUUGAAUUGCUGUGAGAAGCUACUUCUAACUGGUGGGUUCGGGAAUUUGAGUGGAGACAUCACUGUGUGGAAUACUUCUACAAAGAAAGAGGUUAGCAAAACUAAAGCAUCCUGUGCAGUCAUUUGUGAAUUCUUUAAUGAUGGCAAGCAUUUUCUUACAGCCACAACUCACCCAAGACUUCGAGUAGAUAAUCAUUUGAAAAUUUUUACCCACGAUGGUUUUAUCGUUAGCAGAAUUAAUUUUGAAGAAUUAUACAAAGUCAUUAUUCUUCCUUUUAACAAAAUUAAUUUUGCAGAGUCAGAUGCAUCUUUGGGGACCUAUAUGGAAAACUCCAAGCAGCAGCUGUACAUACAUAAGCAGCUAGGUAUCGACUCGAAGAAGACUGGUGUAUAUCGUGCUCCGGGUACAUCUGCCAAUGCAAGUUUAGCUUUAAAUGGGUUCAUGAAUGCUAAGAAGCCAACGCAGAAGCUUAACAAACCCAAACCCCCGGGCGCGAACUUCGUGCAGGAGCAGAAGAAGAAGGCCCCUCAGAAGAAAAAAAAAAAAAAAAAUACCCACACUGGCGAUGCAGAAGCGGACGCGGAGGACGAAGCGUAG
Molecule: messenger RNA, 1968 nt
Organism: Plasmodium fragile
Lineage: Eukaryota; Apicomplexa; Aconoidasida; Haemosporida; Plasmodiidae
Exons: 1
Coding region: 1-1968 (655 amino acids)
Biological process (GO): translational initiation
Cellular component (GO): cytosolic small ribosomal subunit
Molecular function (GO): translation initiation factor activity; tRNA binding; mRNA binding
Source: RefSeq, a predicted model, not a curated record